Perkinsus marinus ATCC 50983 is the source of this 3021-nucleotide messenger RNA. RefSeq lists its product as hypothetical. NCBI's taxonomy places the organism in Eukaryota, Perkinsozoa, Perkinsida, Perkinsidae. The record is from RefSeq and is a predicted model, not a curated record. The coding region runs from base 1 to 3021 and encodes 1006 amino acids. The transcript is spliced from 23 exons.
AUGGGAGGAUUGGAAGUUGGAUCUAUCCUCGAGGGUGUCAAAGGCAUCUUUGAGUACAACAGGCAGAACUUUAUGUUCAAUAGGAAGAUCAAUCAGAAGAGGGUGUAUCAUACGCAGAAGGCUCGUUUUGACCAAGUUAGAUUGUACCGUGAAGAUAUCCGUGAUUUAUUCGACCUUACUAUCUCUAAAAUGGACAACUAUCUUAUUGUGAAUACGCUCAUGCUGGCAUUCACUGGUGGCUUCUUCUACGAAGGACGAGUUCCUCAAGGUACCCCCGGAUGGUUGGUUUGGUUAUAUAUUCUCUCCCUCGGCACGGCUGUAUUAUUCCUCAUGCUCUCCAUCAUCUUCGCCAUUCACGCCUCCAUCACAGCGCAAACGUUUGCUGUGCGUCUUCUUACGCAAUGGCUGCGUUUGCCCGUGCCUGGUCGCGAGAACAUCAAUGCUACUACCGGUAUAGGCGCGGUUGAAUACGAGCGUGGUGGGGUCGCGGAAAUGCUUCGUAUCCCUAUAGUUGGUCGAGUGCCUGGGAUAAAGGAAGUUGGUCGCGAAGUUCGAAGACAAGGAGGAGGGAAAUUGGAAGAUGCUCUUAAGGAGCAAGAGAUAGAUAUGAGUAACGCAUAUGUCCGUGAUGAGCUUGUUGGCGACUACAACCUCUUCCUGGAGCAUUUCUAUCUCUUUUAUCAACUACAGCAACACUGGCAGGGCUUUGACGCUUACACACGGGUGUGCAUGGUUAUUGGCACUAAUCAGCUGUUGCAUGCUAUCACGUAUAUGGGUUUAGCUUACUUCAUGGUUAACUCUCAUCUUUGGGGUGUCUGGUCGUUUGUUCUCAUACUGGAUGCUUUCUCGAUGGUACACAUCCAUAUGAACAUUUAUACCAACACUUGGGAGUGGUGUGGUAUGAUGUUCCUGUGCUCGCUACCCACCGUUAUGGCCGCCAUUGGCGCGACGGUGCAAAUAUUCGACAAUUCGACUCACGUUGCCGAAUGGUUAUUCGUGUUCAUCUGCUUACUCAUGUUCUUCUGGAUUGGUUUCUUGGGCGUGAUGGGUUUGGAAACUGACGGGGGAGUGCCUACAAGGUAUACGGCUGUCACCAGUAUAGAUAUCUUGGGGCUUGAUGAGAAAGUUCAAGAGGGGGAGGAAGAGAUGCAUAAACAGGAUAAGGAGGAGACGCCGGUGGCUAAGGCGGUGCCUGCAGCACCUGUUAUUAGACAAGCGCAUACAUUCCGGAAGACUAAGGAAGAGCUGAAGAAAAGUGGAAUUGAUACAUCUCAUUAUAGUACAGCGAAAAGUGCAUCGGAGCAUGCGAGAGAUGCGGUUGAUGCGUGCGAGAGGUUGGAAAAGGUCUGCAGAAACACGGAGGAGUCGCUGCAGAAGUUGUUGGUCGAGUGGGAGAUGUCUACAAAGUGCUCGUUCACUGCAGCUCAGGAGAAAAGGCUGAAACAGUUGCGUACAGCUUUCAAUGCCGAUCGAAAGGAGCUCGCGAGACUGAUCGGUGAGCGCAAGAAACUUGUCAAUGGAGCCAGCGACGAGGUGCGACCACCGAAAAGCCGCUAUGAUGAUGCAGAGGGAGACGAGUCACCAGGCCAUUGGGUUCGCCUGGAAUUUACUGAUGAUGAAACUAAUAAGAAGAAACCGUAUUUCCUCAACGUUCAUACGAGCGAGAUUAGUUAUACCGUACCGAAGGAUCUGUCGCCGGACCAGAUAAAGGCUGAGGAUGGACCUGAUGCAGUAGCCGUGGUAUUGCAAGGGUUCGAGGAGCAGGUGAAGUCGCUGCAGACUUUCCUAUGGGACGCUAAGUCCAGCGUGGAGGAAGCUGCUGGGGAUAAGAACGAAUCGGAAAUGAGUAAGAAGUUGUUGUAUGAGAAAAGUCGAGAGGAAGGGUUGGUUGUUGAUGAUGACGCUGCUGCUGAGAAAGUUCGCGGAGAUAAAAUAUCGCGGAUGCGUUCGGGGACUCCAUCAGAAUGGAUGAAGGAUGCUGAGAGGCAGAAGCAAGAGGAGGCUAAGAAGGUUGCGAAGUCACUACAGAGUCCGGAGUUUAUUGAUGGUGAGGAGAAAGAGGUCCCGGGUUCGAACCGCGGUGAAGCACCAGAGACGUAUAAGGCAUCUCUCAAGACUCAGACGCUCCCUUGGCACAGCUUCAACCAGGCUUGCAUUGCUGUCUGCUUUUGCUGGCUCUUCGGAUUGGCGUAUGGUAUUGCUGUUUUAACAGGAUAUCGAUGGGGUUGGCCCGAUUCGAACCCGUUUGGUAACGGUGAGUUCACUCGAAGAUUAUCAGCAGCAUUUUUCCCGACCACUGAGUCGGACAGCAGCUCGUCGUUGUUACCGCCGUUUUACCGACCUACCGGGGUUAGUAAUGUCCCUGAUCUCGGCUUGGUCUUCACUAGCAAUGAGGGUGGUAUUUUCUCUCCUGAACUCGGUGGCAAUGUGCCUUGUGAGAUUCCUUUUGGAGAGCGAGCGGUUGAUGUAGCUGUUAGUCCGUCGAACACAACCUUUGCUGUGUUGUCGGAUGGUGCUCUGAGGAGAUGCCAGGGAGCGGCUGAGAUGAGCGUCCGUAUGAACACCGGUAGUGCUGUUGCUAAGGCGGAGUUCUUGGCUGAUGACGAGGCGGUAGUCGUUACGAGAGAACACCCUCAGUGGAUACAAGUGGUGAAAUACGAUGGUGCAUCGUUGGUGGUUGAGAAGGUGCUGAGGGCGCCAGGGGAGGUGGUUGGUUUGGCACGCAAGAGUUCGAGCGUUGACAAGUUGUAUGUGUUGUGGCAACAGACCUCUACUGAAGAGCAUCCGGAUUAUGCGGCUGGAAGAAUUGAUCUUCAUACCGGUACUCUCGAGGCGCGCGCUAGCGUUCAUGGGGACUUUGAUGCCUCGGUUGAGUGGGUUGGCAUUUCGGAAGCCAGCAAUGGGCAAAUCGCCGUAGUUGGCAUUUCGUUGAAGGACCAGAGUCCUGUCGUAGCCCCUCUACGGAAGCUUCGACCGGUCGUGAGCAACAUCGGGAGGGGACGUGAUGCUGAGACGAUGUGA